AUGGAUCAGCGGUUGUUCCCGACUGUAACCGAGCGGGAGUUCAUCGAGCACGCCUUGGACUCGGGCCUCCGCGUCGAUGGCCGCGGCCCCUUCGACUUCCGGAACCUCAAAAUCGCGUUCGGCAGGGAGGAUGGCUCGGCGGAGGUGGAGCUCGGCGAAACGCGCGUGAUGGGCUAUGUUACCGCCCAACUGGUCCAGCCGUACAAGGAGAGGCCUAACGAAGGGACGCUAGCUAUAUUCGCCGAGUUCUCGCCCAUGGCUGAUCCUGCCUAUGAGCCCGGGCGACCUGGGAAAGCAGCGAUUGAGCUGGGUCGUGUCAUCGAUCGCGGCCUAAGGGAGAGCCGAGCCGUGGAUCUGGAGUCCAUGUGUGUUGUUGCCGGGAAGCAUGUCUGGUCUCUGCGUGUCGACCUUCACGUUCUGGGCAAUGGGGGGAAUCUAAUUGAUGCGGCUAACAUCGCUGCAUUGGCAGCUUUGUCGACAUUCCGAAGGCUAGAAUGCACUGUUGGUGGGGAUGAUGGUCAGCAACUUACAAUUCAUGACCCUGAUGUCAGGGAGCCACUUCCGCUAACAAUCCACCACCUCCCCAUAGCUGUAACCUUUGCUUACUUUGGUGAUGGCAAUAUCAUGGUUGUUGAUCCAACAUUUAAGGAAGAAGCUGUUAUGGGAGGAAGAAUGACAGUUACGGUUAACUCGAAUGCUGAUGUCUGUUCCAUUCAGAAAGCUGGUGGAGAGGGUCUCAUUCCAAGUGUUGUAAUGCAGUGUUUAAGGAUUGCUUUACUUAAAGCUGCUGAUAUAACCAACGAAAUAAAAAUCAAGCCAUCCAUACUCCAAAUGAGUUUCAUUAAGCUCUCGCAGAAUCUUUCAGUUGAUAUAAGCAGCAUAUUUUUCUAG
Molecule: messenger RNA, 891 nt
Organism: Lolium rigidum
Lineage: Eukaryota; Viridiplantae; Streptophyta; Magnoliopsida; Poales; Poaceae
Product: exosome complex component RRP45B-like
Exons: 7
Coding region: 1-891 (296 amino acids)
Biological process (GO): nuclear mRNA surveillance; U1 snRNA 3'-end processing; U4 snRNA 3'-end processing
Cellular component (GO): nuclear exosome (RNase complex); cytoplasmic exosome (RNase complex)
Source: RefSeq, a predicted model, not a curated record